Messenger RNA from Frankliniella occidentalis (western flower thrips), 643 nucleotides. Its product is annotated as E3 ubiquitin-protein ligase Siah2-like. NCBI's taxonomy places the organism in Eukaryota, Metazoa, Arthropoda, Insecta, Thysanoptera, Thripidae. The transcript is spliced from 4 exons. Gene Ontology annotation, molecular function: ubiquitin protein ligase activity; ubiquitin conjugating enzyme binding; zinc ion binding. Gene Ontology annotation, biological process: proteasome-mediated ubiquitin-dependent protein catabolic process; multicellular organism development. Gene Ontology annotation, cellular component: cytoplasm. The record is from RefSeq and is a predicted model, not a curated record. The coding region runs from base 7 to 591 and encodes 194 amino acids.
GCGCUGAUGGCGCUGCUCGAGUGCCCCGUGUGCCGGGACUUCUUGCAGCCGCCCCUCAAGCAGUGCUCCAACGGGCACGUCGUCUGCUUCGCCUGCUGGCCGCGCCUGGCCCUGUGCCCAGCCUGUCGUGCCCCGUUCAUCCCCACGGCGAGCCUCACCCUGGACGGCAUCCUCAGAACGCUGAGGUUUCCCUGUCCGAACAAGGAUCACGGCUGCAGCCUGUCCUUGAGGAUGGAUGCCCGACCCGGUCACGACCAGGUGUGCCCCUUCCGGCCGCGGGGCUGCCCGAUGGCGCGGUGCGAGUGGCAGGGGCUGGCGGACGCCCUGGCACCCCACUGCCGCGCGGCCCACUCCCCGAUACACGUGGACCGUCACGUGGCCGUCAGCGUCCCCUUCCAGGUGGACAGGGGAGCCUCGACCCUGGACGGCGUCCCGACCAUCGUGCACCACGAGCAGCGCCUGUUCAGCCUGAGCGGUGUCAACCAAGGGGAAGGGCAGAUUUUCCUCUUCCAGUCCCGUUACGAUCUCUGGCGAUCUAAGUUCUUCGCCGAGAUGAUCCGCGUCGCAGGCGAGCCCCACGAAAGCAAGUGAGUUGAGCUUUGGUGUUCUAAUGGCCGUUCUUACACUUAAAGGUAGUGAAUGU